Molecule: messenger RNA, 1696 nt
Organism: Thermothelomyces thermophilus ATCC 42464
Lineage: Eukaryota; Fungi; Ascomycota; Sordariomycetes; Sordariales; Chaetomiaceae
Exons: 4
Coding region: 200-1255 (351 amino acids)
Source: RefSeq, a predicted model, not a curated record
UUCCAGGAAACAAAGAGGGGCAGCCAGCUUGCCGCGAGCGAUUCAUUCAUUCUGUCGGUUUCCACUUGCUGACAAUUCAACAUUCCAUAAGUCUAAUAAUUUCAGAGUCAGGUUGUUGAUUUAACAGCCGGAUACUUUUUCGUGACUUUUCAAACAAGCACACCUCCAACGAGCACAAAACAAACCAUCAACGUCCGCCAUGUCUCCUCUUGUCGCUCAAUCGCCGACGCCCCGCGUCAUCCUGGGUCUGAUGACCUUCGGCCCCGACGAGUCGGCGGGAGCUCGGGUGACGGAUGUGAGCGAGUUCGCCAAGGUGCUCGACCUGUUCCAAUCACGUGGCUACAACGAGGUCGACACGGCCCGCGUGUAUAUCGGCGGCAAGCAGGAGGCAUUCAGCCGCGAGGCCGGCUGGAAGGACCGCGGCCUGACCCUGGCCACCAAGAUCAAGUAUCCAAACGAGCCGGGAGCCAACACCUAUGACAAGGUGCUGGAGUCGGCAGAGCUCAGCCUCAAGGAACUGGGCACUGACUCUGUCGACAUUCUCUACCUCCACGCAGCCGACCGCGCAACCCCCUUUGCCGAGACGCUCCGAGCCAUCAACGAGCUGCACAAGGCCGGCAAGUUUGUCCGCUUCGGCAUCUCCAACUUUACCGCCUACGAGGUGGCCGAGAUCGUCCUGACGUGCAAGUACAACGGCUGGGUGCGUCCGACCGUGUACCAGGCCAUGUACAACGCCAUCACUCGCGGCAUCGAGCCCGAGCUGGUGCCCGCCUGCCGCCGCUACGGCCUCGACAUUGUCGUGUACAACCCCAUCGCCGGCGGGCUCUUCUCCGGCAAGAUCAAGUCCAAGGACAUGGUGCCGGCCGAGGGGCGGUACAGCGACAAGUGCCACACCGGCCGCGUCUACCGGGACCGGUACUACCGCGACGCCACCUUCCGGGCCCUGCAGCUGGUGGAGCAGGCGGCCGAGAAGGCCGGCCUGACCGUCAUCGAGGCGGCACUGCGCUGGGUCGUGCACCAUUCGGCGCUCAGGAUCAAGGACGGCAACGACGGCGUCAUCAUCGGCGUGUCGAGGCUCGAGCAGCUGGACGAGAACCUGACCCACCUCGAGAAGGGCCCGCUGCCCGACGAGGUCGUCAAGGCCCUGGACGAGGCCUGGGCCAUCAGCAAGGCCGACACCACCAACUACUGGCACGGCAAGGUCGAGUACACCUACGAUACCCGCGAAGCCCUGUUCGGAGCCGGCGCGCAGUGAUUUAUUUUGUUCUCUUUUUUCCAUGCCAGAUCAGUGGAGUAAUGUCAGAUCAGUGGAGAAACACAUUCCUUCUUCACAGGUUUUCCCAGCAAAUGAAGACUCAUAGGGCAAUAAGCAAGAAGUCCUAAUUAAAUGAGACUCAACGGCAACGUUGAAGGAAAAGAGAGUCUAUAUUCUAUGUCUAUGUUCUCUACGUUUUGAUUAUGUGUUGUGUUCCGGCACUGAAAAGACAACCAUCAUUCCUCCCACACCCGACCACCAGCUAUUCCCAUAAUACCAUAAGAUUUAUUAUGCGCACACUCUUUCCUCCGGAACACAGAGCCUAAUGAUCCUCCCCGAGGCAAUCGUACAGAAACUCUGAGAGACCGACGGCCCGCAUAUCAUCAUUGCUGAAGAUGCCCCCGGCCUGAUUAAUUAACCCGUCAUUAGCAACCAUUCGUC